AAUUUUCACAAACCAUUAAAAGGGUCGAAGGGCAGGAGAGUUCACGCCUCCGUAAAAACCCCAGCAAAUAACAGAAAGUAUUUUGUGUACAUGAAAGAACAACACGUUUCCUCAGAUCGGCCCUCUGGUUAAAUCACAGAGGCUCAUGGGCGUUUUUUCCCCCUGUAAAUACCUAUGCCCAUGUGUAUAAAUAUAUCUUAGCCGAAAGAAUAGCUACUUAGCCUAUAUUGUCCGAGUAAAUCUUGCACACGUUUGUUUAUUUAUCUCCUAAAAUAAAAAUAUUCAGGAGAGCCUGGGCGAAAAAAAAACAAAGCAAACACUAAGCUAAGUCAAUGGAGGGCAGAAGGCCUUCUUCCUUUCAGGCAAUGCGAAUGGCAGUCCAGGAUCUAUUUAACCUUUAUUUAGGGCGGAGUUCGAACGUCAAAAGUGAAGAUUCCGCCAAAGAGACCACACUUCAACUUCGCAAGCGAAUCACUGCCAUAAACAGAGAUUUACCACCAAGAAAUGAGCAGUUUCUCCUAGAUUUCCAGCAACUUCAAGCUCAGUUUUUGGAUCAGGAACAGUUCCGGUCAGCAACAGAGUCUGUACUUUUUGCUUUAAUUGUGCAAUGCAACAGUCACACACUUCAGGCAGAUUUUCUUCUGUUUGCUUUGCAAAUGCUGUCUAGCAUAAAUUUUAUAAAUUGGGAUUCAUUUCUGCCAUCUCUCCUUUCUGCGGUGUCUGCAGCAGAAACUUCACCUUCCCAAAGUGGCCAAAUGAAUGCUGGUACACCAUCCGUCAGUUCAGGAGCAGCAGGGAACACAAUUCCAAAUUCAACUUUGCCCAAUUCAUCAAUGACACAAUCUUCCAAUCCAGCUUCUCCAUUGACUUCACUGAAUAUUAUUGGGACACCUCCCCAUGGGCUGGUUGAUGCAGCAACAUCUAUCUAUCAAUCUCCAGUUAAGGGGUCUGAUCCAUCUUACACUGGACAACAAAUACUUUCAAGGGGUGUUGGUCUCUCAAAGUGUUCUGUAAUGGGCUCUCUUCGGCAAAUUGUUUGUAAGGUCAUCCUAGCUGGGCUUGAACAUAAUCUAAAACCAAUUGCCCAUUCUGAUAUAUUUUCACACAUGCUCAGUUGGCUGCUCAACUGGAAUCCAAGACAACAAAAUAUGAGUGAUGAACAUGAUAAUAUGAAUAUUCGAAAAUUUGAGAGAUCCUCUUGUAACUGGCUGCAUAGCUCCUUGAGUGUUGUAUGGGCUUUGGUGGAUGAGGAUAGAUGUCGAAUACCUUUCUAUGAGCUGCUACACAGUGGCAUACAAUUUGUAGAUAAUAUACCAGAUGAUGAGGCCUUAUUUGCUUUGAUCCUAGAAAUCCAUAGAAGACGGGACAAAAUUGCUAUCCAUACACAAAUGUUAGAUCAACACCUACAUUGUCCAUCUUUUGCCACACUCCGCAUUGCAGCUCAGAUAUAUCCAAGCAUUCCUGGAGAGCCAUUGCCAACAAUUCGCUCUGCGCCACUAACAUAUCCGAGUGUUCUCGGAGAGCCAUUACAUGGAGAGGAUGUUGCACUAACCAUUCAAAGAGGUAGCUUGGAUUGGGAACGAGCUCUUCGUUGUCUACGACAUGCUUUGCAUACUAUGCCUUCUCCAGAUUGGUGGAAACGGGUUUUGUGUGUAGCUCCAUGUUAUAGACAACAUAUUCAACAGCAAGUGUCAGGUCUCGGCAUUGUGUUUUCCUCUGAAAUGAUUUGUGAAGCUACAAUUGAUCGUAUCAUGGAACUCAUGCAGCCUUUGAGUACAAGUGCAGCAAUAAGCUCCACUUCCAAUAUAUCUAGUGCAGAAGCAAAUCGAUGGCAGGAGUGGCUUUCAUUUGCAGACCUAUUUUUCUUACUUAUGAGGAGUGGGAAUAUUGACUUCCUUGACUUUGUUGAUAAGCUUGCUUCUAGAUACAGUAGUGUCGAGCAACAAAUUGUUCGGACCAAUCAUGUAACAUGGUUGUUAGCUCAAGUGUUUCGCAUUGAAAUAGUGACAAGUGCAUUGGGUACAGAUCCGAAGAAGAUGGAAACAAUACGGAAGAUACUUUCAUUUCAUAAAGAGAGGCUGUCAGAUCAAAGUGCAAAUGGUUCUCCCCAGAGCACACUACUUGAAUUUAUUAGCAGCAGUCAAACUUUACGUGUUUGGUCAAUGAAUCCUUCUACUAGAGAAUUCUUAAACCCAGAAGAACUUCAGAAAGGCAAGCAAAUUGACGAGUGGUGGAAGCAGAUGACUAAAGGAGAACAUGCUAUGGAUUAUCUGAAGUUGGAUGACAAAUCUAUGGGAAUGUUCUGGGUUCUAUCACAUACAAUGACCCAACCAGCUUGUGAUGCUAUAAUGAAUUGGUUGAAUUCUAAUGGCAUUACUGAGCUCCCAAUGCAAGGAUCCAUUGGUCAGCCUAGUGAGCGAUAUGUCUUAAUGCAUGAGACUUGCCCUUUGCCAAUGUCAUUACUUUCUGGGGUUUCUCUCCACUUAUGUGUUCGUCUCACUGCUCAGAUUGAGGAGACAAUGUUUGCUGGCCAGGUUGUGCCAAGCAUUGCAAUGGUGGAAACAUAUGUGAGAUUAUUAUUAGUUGCUCCUCAUUCGCUAUUUCGACCUCACUUUAACCAAGUUUUACAACGCUACAACACGGGAUUGAGCAAAACUGGGCCUCUAUUGAUAUUGUUAGAAAUGUUGAAUUGUCGUCUUAUUCCACUUUACAGGUAUCAUGGGAAAGUGAAGCCUCUUUUUUAUGAUGUUGUAAAGAUAAUCGUCACGUUUAAGGGGAAACGUGGUGAGCAUCGCCUUUUCAGGCUGGCAGAAAACCUAUGCAUCAACUUAAUCCUUUCUUUGCGGGAUAUUAUUCUUUUGAAGAAAGAUUUCAAGGGCCCAACAGAGCUCACAGAGACCUUGAAUAGGAUAAUGGUGAUAAAUCUUGCUAUCACUAUAAAGACUCGUGGAGUUGCAGAAUUUGAGCAAAUGGUUUUCCUUCAGCCAUUAUUAGAACAAUUGUUAGGGACAAGUCAACACAUUUGGUCAGAAAAAACAAUACGACAUUUUCCUCCUCCUAUUCGUGAUGCUUUAAUUGGGCGUGUAGAUAAGCGAGCCCAGUCUAUUCAAGCUUGGCAACAGGCAGAAGGAACAGUUAUAAACCAGUGCACACAACUGCUUUCUCCUGCUGCUGAUCCUACUUAUGUUGUCACAUACCUUAAUCACAGUUUUCCUCAACAUCGACAAUACCUUUGUGCUGGGGCCUGGAUUAUUAUGGAUGGACACCCAGAGCACAUUAACACUGCAAACCUUGGGCGAGUUUUGAAGGAACUAUCUCCAGAAGAAGUUACAUCCAACAUAUAUACAAUGGUGGAUGUCCUCCUCCAUAACAUACAGCUGCAAGUACAACGUGGCUACAAUUUACAGGAAUUCUUGUUGAAAUCUAGUGCAAGUUUGGCUUUUUUCAUGUGGACUCAUGAACUAUUGCCAGUGGAUAUUGUACUUUUGGCUCUAAUUGAUAGAGACGAUGAUCCCCAUGCCUUGCGUAUUGUGGUGGGUCUGCUCCUUGACAGGAAAGAGUUCCAGCAGAGAGUCAAUCAUUACUUCAAACUUCGUGGUCCACCUGAGCACUGGGCAAACCCUGGUCCUUUCCAACGUAAUGAACCUCAGCAAUUGCUUGGCAAUCACCUUGCAGGAAAGGACAGGUACCCUGUGUUUUUCGAUGAUAUGGUUAUGCGUGCCUUGCCAGUGAUUCCUUUGAUUACAUACAGGCUUAUUGAGAAUGAUGCGACAGACACUGCAGAGAAAGUUCUAGCUGCAUAUUCAGAACUCAUGGUUUAUCAUCCUUUUCGAUUCACAUUUGUUCGUGAGAUUCUUGCAUAUUUUUAUGGUCUCAUUCCCAGUAAGCUUGUUGUGAGAAUUCUAAGAAUUCUUGACCUUCCCAAGAUUCCUUUCUCAGAAGCAUUCUUACAACAUAUUGGGUCAAACUCUGGUUUAUGCCCCCCACCUGAUUAUUUCAGUAAUCUUUUAUUAGGCCUUUUAAAUAAAGUUAUACCUCCUAUAAGGUCAAGUGCCUCCAUGGGGGAUAGUUUUGGCACAUUUUCACGUACAGUCGGGAACAGGGUUCAAGCAGCAGCCCAAUCUGUAGCAUCAAAUGUUCCUGAAAGUCAAAAAGUUUUCUACCAAAAUCAGGACCCUGGUACAUACACUCAACUAUUGUUGGAAACUGCAGUGAUUGAAAUCUUGUCACUGCGUAUGCCCUAUAAUCAGAUAGUUUCUACACUUGUUCAAAUAGUUGUACAUGUACAGCCAACUCAAGCUCAAUCCAGCCAUUCUAUGCAAAGUAUGUCAAGUGGAAUCAGUCAAAGCUCAAUUUUGCCAGCAUCACCAUCAGCUGCAACUGCAGAUUCUAUGAGCACAAGUAGAUCAGCUGCAUCAGUACCUGGGCUAAAUGCCACUAGUAUUGCAUCAGGAAGUAACAAUGCUGUUCAAGCUUCAUCUUACCUUAUGAUUCAAGCAUGUGGUCUUCUGUUAGCACAGCUACCACCAACCUUUCAUAUUCAAUUCUAUACAGAAGCAGCCCGGAUAAUCAAAGAUUGUUGGUGGCUCACAGAUGUGACAAAGUCGUCAAUGGAAUUAGACACUGCUUUUGGCUAUGCUCUGUGGGAUCCAACAUGGGCUUUCCAAGAUAACACUUCAACUACAAUUGGAAAUCUUGUUGCCUUGGUUCAUGCUUUCUUUAGCAAUCUUCCGCAUGAAUGGCUAGAGGGGACACACACUUUUAUAAAGAAUCUAAGGCCAAUCACUACUAUUGCACAAUUGCGACUUGCUUUUCGAAUCAUGGGCCCCCUUCUUCCACGUCUUGUUAUUGCUCGCCCGUUAUUUAAGAAGACAUUGGCCCUUCUUUUUAGUGUCUUGGCGGAUGUGUUUGGGAGAAACUCUCAAACAUCGAUUCCAGUUGAACCAACAGAGAUUUCAGAUCUUAUUGACUUCUUGCAUCAUGCUGUAAUGUAUGAAGCUCAAGGAGGCGCACAAAAUGGUAUUGGGAAGCCUAAGCCUGAGACCCUAAGCUUGUGUAGCAAAGCUGUGGAACUUUUGCGCCCUGAACUUCAGCAUCUUCUCCGCCACUUGACAACUGACAUCAAUUCAUCCAUCUAUGCAUCAACUCAUCCAAAGAUAGUGCAAAGGCCUCCUUCACCUUUAGCAGGUGCAGUUGUGAUUUAAAGCUGAUUCUGUACACACAAUGUUAUUUCAACCGAUUUUCGAAAUAAAUGAGAUGCAACUACCAUUCUAAUGAUUGAAUCUGUGGAGAUAACUUUAAUAAUCUUUCAUAUUCUCAACACCUAAUUCUAAUGCAGACCAGAGCCUUGAUCUGCGUGGCAGCUGUCUCUAAUGGGACUUCCACUAACUGGAUUAGUUCGUAUUAAAUGGUUUUUAUAUAUACUAAUUUAUAGAGUUCACUUUCGUUUCUAA
This is a messenger RNA of Cryptomeria japonica (Japanese cedar), 5453 nucleotides long. RefSeq names its product mediator of RNA polymerase II transcription subunit 23. The record is from RefSeq and is a predicted model, not a curated record. Gene Ontology annotation, cellular component: transcription regulator complex; mediator complex. Gene Ontology annotation, biological process: positive regulation of gene expression; regulation of transcription by RNA polymerase II. The coding region runs from base 333 to 5204 and encodes 1623 amino acids. The transcript is spliced from 21 exons. Lineage: Eukaryota; Viridiplantae; Streptophyta; Pinopsida; Cupressales; Cupressaceae.